This is a messenger RNA of Syzygium oleosum, 1265 nucleotides long. RefSeq lists its product as uncharacterized. The record is from RefSeq and is a predicted model, not a curated record. The coding region runs from base 162 to 731 and encodes 189 amino acids. Lineage: Eukaryota; Viridiplantae; Streptophyta; Magnoliopsida; Myrtales; Myrtaceae. The transcript has 5 exons.
GUCCGGUCUCAAAGUCAACGAAACUUCAGAUAGAUAGAUAGGCCCAACAUCCCUCGGAUUCGGACCCAAACCCACACAUUUCACUUCUCUCCUUCGCAGCCCCACCGCGAGCCCCGCCGGGAAGGAGGAAAGGACAGGAGGAGCGAGCGCAGGUCGUCGACAUGGCCACGGACGCCGCCGCUGCCGCCGCCGCCGCCGCCGCCGCCGCCAGCUCCGACGACUUCGCCAUCGGAUGCUUCCUCUCCAUCCGGACCACCUUCGGCGACGAGUUCGAAGCCCAGGUCGUCGCCUUCGACGCCACCUCCAACAUCCUCGUCCUCCAAGAGGGUUCGAAGUCCGGGUCUCGGCGGAACUUGCGGCUGCUCAAGGCGGAUUACAUCAAGCAUUUCACCUUCCUGCGUCACGGUCAAGACCCGCUCGAUCCCAGCAAGUGUUACAUUGAUCUCGGCACCUUGCGAGCUCGAGAACAAUCGGCAUUGAGGCUAGCCGAAGCGGAGGCUGAGAGGAUAGGAGUGGGUGUGACCAGCGAGGCUCAAAGCAUCUUCGAUGCAUUGUCUAAAACGCUUCCAGUUCGCUGGGAUAAGAGUAUCAUAGUUGUGAUGGAUGAAGUGCGUGUCAGCAGUCCAUAUGUUCCUGAAUCUGUUAGUGGAGGUGCCGCUGCUGCCAAUGAACGGGUUAAGAAAGUGUUGGAAUUCGAGAGGAAGAGAUUGCAAGCGCGUCCAACACAGUGAGCAUCUCUGCACACUCGAAUUUGUGGGUUUCUACCAACUCUAGGUGGAUUUGCCAUCCACUGGCAAGGAAAAUGUGAGGGCUGCAAAAAGGAGCAGUGUCUUCUAUCACCUAUUAAUGUCGGGUUUAGUUGAUCUGCAGCAAAUAAUCUCUGGUUCAUUGUGAGAUGGGUGUGCAGAUGAAGAAGACUCGAGACAGUUCCUUUGAGCUUUGCUGAUGAUAAGACAUCUGUCUGAUGUAUGCCUCUUGUAUUUUGACUUGGAGAGUUUGUGUAACGGUAUCUGCUACCAUGUUGUGUGACUCAUGGUGGUGAAGAUGUGCUGAAGAAAUUGACGACACGAUGGAAACUUACACAGGUGAGCCUCGGUUGUUCUGUUGCCUUCUUUUUUGUGGAGAAUGAGAUCAACCGUGGUGCGGAUACAACAUCGUAGCUUUAUAUUUUACCUGCGUAUCUGGUAAAAAACGGGUUGUGUGUUGUUUGUAGAAGAUUUACUCUGUUAUUCUGCAGUAUACUGCACCCUAAUCUUCGUGCCUAA